Molecule: messenger RNA, 4239 nt
Organism: Pyricularia oryzae 70-15
Lineage: Eukaryota; Fungi; Ascomycota; Sordariomycetes; Magnaporthales; Pyriculariaceae
Exons: 5
Coding region: 1887-3497 (536 amino acids)
Biological process (GO): regulation of transcription by RNA polymerase II
Molecular function (GO): DNA-binding transcription factor activity, RNA polymerase II-specific; protein dimerization activity; RNA polymerase II cis-regulatory region sequence-specific DNA binding
Source: RefSeq, a predicted model, not a curated record
CUAUCUAAUAUCGGGACAAAUUGAAUCUCGUGGCAUUUCUCAGCAACCGCCUAGCUCGGAAAAUCAGAAACCUCUGAGUAAGCCCUGGGAAGUGAGCGCGUAUUCAAGAAGAGAAGGGAAAGGAACUUUGUCGACCUCCUUCGCACAUACCACGCAUACCAAAGGUACCGAGAACGAGUGGAGUCAUACAUCUUACGCCGCCCGGAUUGCCUGCCCUACAUACCUAGUGAACGUACGUUUGCGACUGGGCCACCCCUCUCUUUCAACUACACAAAGCAGGCUGAAAUUUGGCGCAACCAACAGCCAACAAGCGAAGCACCCAGCCUCUUUUGUUUCUUCUGGCCACCUCCCGUCAGGUUGACAUUCCCACCCCUGUCGUCCGGACAUCGAGAAGCCUGGAAGGAGAUUAUCCGACGAGACGAAGUCAUUCCCGUUUAACAACUGAACCAGUCUUUCUGCCCUUUCCCAACCAAAACGCGCGAAAGUGCAAUUGUGCUCAUUCCCCUAAAGUCCGUCCACAAGUCCGUCCACCACCACGCGCCAACAGGCAUAAGUGGUAUACAUCCACAUACUCAAGCCGCUGGCCUCGGCACUUGGAAAAACCCCUCUCUAAAUACAUAUGCCUCUCAGACACCUACCUGAUUGUUAUCGGUGUGGAGAAGACUUGCAGACCUUCAACCAGCACCACACCACGCAGCACCCACGCACAUCAUCCAUCUAGGUUAUACUUUGUGCUCCGUAAUACAAGUUCGGGAUUUUGGGAGCAUUUCAGAUCCCUGCAGACAACCACCCACACCACCGCUCGGAUUCCUUGCGCCAAUCAUCUGCACCGCGUUCUGACCUGACCCGGUGCUGACUUGGCCAACCAACCUUGACCGCCUGCCCACUCGAUGCAUUUGUACAUUUGACCCAUCCCGCUUUUGCAUCUACUGCGGAGUAGCUCUUUACAGGGCAUUUGCUCUCCGCGCAACCCACAUUUACUCGAGCACUCCCGCAAAGCCAAACCCUGAAUUCUGGAUCCCCAGGAAGCUCGGCCACAUUGAUACAAAUCCUCUCGUCGCAAACCAGUUUCUCAAAAGAAGGAAGCAGGAGAAAAAAAGGAGUCAGAGCAAAAAGAAAAAACAAAACCCUGUGGCGCAUCCUACCGAGCGACCAUCUCGCGGCCGACUCUACUGCCAGAGUCCGUCCGCCCAACGCGCCCGAGCCGACCGAAAAUCGCUACCUGGCUAAGCCUGUCUACUUCACCGCCAUCUUUGUGUGGUUGCAACGAUCUUCAGCUACUCAGUCCUCGACAACCAACCAAGUCCUUCACCAACACGCCGUCCGUCAUUGUCGUUGCCGCCCUCGCUCACCCACUCCAAGCGCAGGUCCAAAUCCAGCUAGACCGGGAUUAUCCCCCUCCUCCUGCAGCAGACUGAGAGACUCACGACUCACACCAACUACACUCCGGGGCAAUCCUGUCCUAAUCUUGGAUCCAGGUUACUGCAUUGCCAGGAAUAAUCAAUCUACAUACUUCGUCGAGCGCACGAUCCGCCCGUUGCUUCUUUGUGUCAGCUUGCGCCACGUUCGCAGCACUUUUUCUAGAACCAAAGACGCCUUUGUCGCCCGUCCCUGACCGUGUUACGCACUCCGGCCCUUCGCCCCGCCACUCCAUGGUCACAUAAAGACGACAGCUGAAAUCCCACGAUCUUCCACCACCACCCGGCAAAAAGUCCGAAGAAGUUACUUUUUGGACCCCAUUUCUAAUAGAAAGGCGACAAGAAAUUCUUUCUUUCCCCAGAUAACGGUCCCGACGCAUCCGCCCUCGCGGGCAUCCACACUAAAAACCAGACUCGGUCAACCCCAUCCCGCGCACCAUACCCACGCAUCGGCGCAAAACAGUUGAGAUGGCGCAACACGGCUUCAACCAAAUUGCUGGCGCACACGGAGGCGACAGCAUCAAUCCAAAUGACCUCAAUAUGGUGGGCAACUACGGUUCUUCUUACCAAAACGCCUUCAGUGGCAACAACAACCAGCAAAACUCAUACGCAAAUGGAUCGGCAUUAUUUGGCGAUGACGAACUCCUCGAAGGCCUCGCAAGCCCAACUGACACAUCGCCAAACAUGCACAGCAAUGGCCCCGACUUCGGCAACAUGAACGAGAUGACUAUGGGCGGUUACUCGAACUCAAUCUACACAACUCACGGCAUGCCGAUGGAUCAAAACCGCAUCAGCGGCUAUUCAAACACACCAGAAGGCGAUCCAAUCCAGAGCCCUUUUGCACACAAUUUCAAUCAGUAUCGACAGAUGCAGCACCCUCAGUCAUUCGGAAACUCGCUCCAGUCUCCCAUAUACGGAGCCUCGCCACUUCCUGGCUCGGAGAUCAACCACGAGGCUGACCCAAACUACAUGAGCUCCAAAGUUCGCCCUCGGAUACCGACUGCUAUGGCACGCAAGUCCUCGGGCGGUCGCACACCAAUGACACCAAAGGCAUCGGCAGCCAUGGCUAGCUUGACUAUCGGUUCUGCAGAUUCCUUCAACCCUCAGCCAAUCCGGACAAACGGCGCAAACCAUGAGAAGGCACACUCAGGCCAGUGGUUAAACACUCCCAACAGCAUUGGCUCAUAUCCCGGCUCUGGUUUCUCGUCGCCAAUUCAGCCCGGUCUUCACAGCGCCCAGAUUAAUGACAUUUUGCUCAAGGGCGGUACUUCGAUGCCUGCUAAGCUGAACUCGCCCCUCACCUCAACCCAAGAGGCCAAACGCAAGAGAAGGCGAGAAUCGCACAACCUCGUGGAGAGGCGACGCAGAGAUAACAUCAACGAGAGGAUUCAGGAUCUCAGCAAACUGGUUCCUCAGCAUCGUCUUGAGGAUGAGAAGAUCAAGAAACUCAUCCAGAACGGAACCCCGCUUUCGCCCACACUUGCCGGCAUUUCAAGCCCAUCACAAGCCACAUCCGGCCUUGCGGGUCCUGGAGCCAGGCGAGCUGCUGGAGGAAGCACAGGCAACAUUACAACGGGACUCCCCAUCGACGACAAGGACAAGGGGCCAAAUAAGGGAGACAUCCUCAACGGUGCUGUCAGCUGGACGCGCGACUUGAUGUGGAUGCUUCAACUCAAGCUUCAACAACAAGAGGAAAUGGCCAACUACAUCAUCGAGAUUGGUGGCCAGGUCCCCUUCGAGCCCACUGAUGAUGAGAAGCGUAUGCAGUCGGAGCUCGCUGAGGCCAUGCAAAGAUGUGAAAUGGUCGAGGAGGGGAAGAACUUCACAUACUCCCGCCGUGCGGGAUCUGGCCUACGAGUUCCGCACCACACCGAUUACAAAGGCGAGCCUCUCGAUGGUACCAACAGGAACACCGUCGACGGCGUGUCUUCACUCAGCCCUGGCGGCACAAUGACAAAUGACGUGGGCCUGGGCUCCGACCUUGGCAACCAUGGUCAAGGCCCCUUCUGGAACGAGGACGACGACGGUAGCGGCGAGCUUGAUUUCAAGGAAGAGGAUGAGUACAUGGACUUGAACUAGUCUAGCGUUGGGCGGCGACGAGCAAUUCCUUCCUACAAGUAUCGUUUCAUCUCAUCUUUGUAAUGUUAUACCCCCAUUCUUGUCUUUCUCUUUGAUAUUUUUGCGCUUCAUUUGCACAGUUCUUUGUAAUUUCCGCUCCAUUUUCAGGCAAUACUCUUGCACACGCAUUCAUACAGGUUACGGUACAUCAAGAGGUUUUUCUUUACCUUAUCUUUAUUAUUAGCUUUGGUCAUUAUUCUCUUUCUAUUUUUCUUGAUUUCUCCCCUUUGUCCCGGAGGCAUAUUUCACUCUCUAUCAUCAGGGUCGGAGGAUCUGCUGGCUUUAUCGCAUUUUGUCUGGUUUUAAAGGCGGACGGGAUAUCAUCGGAGUUUUUUUGCUACUUGUUUAACACGGCCUAAAUGGACUUAUCUGCGCUUGACAUCGCUGGUGUUCAUUAGUAGCCUAUUUAUCUUCUGGUAUUCACAACUGUUUCAAACUCUAUAUUUGCUUCUCCUGUCUUGGAUAGUUGUGACCAACCAAGCGCUCGACCAUUAGCUGCCAAAUAUGGCAUGCUUCGUCACUCGGUUACUACGUGUGCUCCUGUUCCCCUUAUAUAGCCUGGAAUGGGUCGAGAACGAUCUGCUUUUGUGGAUACGAAGCCAGCAUUGGAAUGAUAAUCAACACAGACACAUACCCAACCAAGCAUGAUAUACAAGGCGAAUGAACCAGAAGCCCUUAAUGUUGAAGACGUUCAAGUGAGUGA